This is a messenger RNA of Adelges cooleyi (spruce gall adelgid), 727 nucleotides long. RefSeq names its product keratin-associated protein 19-2-like. Lineage: Eukaryota; Metazoa; Arthropoda; Insecta; Hemiptera; Adelgidae. The record is from RefSeq and is a predicted model, not a curated record. The transcript is spliced from 3 exons. The coding region runs from base 116 to 523 and encodes 135 amino acids.
UAGAUCUGAGUAAAUAAAAAAAAGUUGUUUUUAGCGUUUCUCAAUCAUUCGUCUCGUAGAACCUUGCAAAGAACGAACUAGUUGGCAUCAUCGACUCCGAAAAGCUACUACAAACAUGGGUGUCAACAAAUUGAUUUUUAUGUGUGUGAUUUUGAUGGUAUCUUUGGCCCUGGCUUUAGCAGAGCCCCAAGGCUACUAUGGCGGUUACGGUAGAGAAGGUCGCGGUUAUGGACGUGGAUACGGCUACGGCGGUCCCGGUUAUGGUGGACCUGGUUACGGUGGUCCCGGUUACGGGGGUCCCGGCUAUGGUGGUCCCGGUUACAGAGGCCAUGAACGUGGUUACGGUGGUCCUGGAUACGGAUCCGGGUUUGGACCGGGUUAUAGAGGCGCCUACGGGUCCGGUUACAGACAAGAAUACGGAUACGGCCAAGGUUACUCAGGAGGAUACGGCUACCCGGGUGGUAACUACGGUAGCAGUGGUUACGGUUCCGGUUACCGGAGCGGUUACGGAUUGUACCGUUAAUAAUCGGCGGAACCGAUAGUUUUUUUUUUACCACAAUUUUGUAAAGUAUAUAUAUUUAUGUAUAUACCUAUAUAUUGUAAAGAAAUAUUGGGUAUGUUUACCUAAACUUGUAUAUUUUUUAUUUAUUUUUCAGUAUUGUGUAUUAAUUUAUUCGUUUAAAGACUAUUACCGACAAAUUAAUGAUAAAUAUAAUUUUUUUUUUAA